Drosophila arizonae is the source of this 527-nucleotide messenger RNA. It is a transcript of the gene Obp99c, whose product is annotated as Odorant-binding protein 99c. Gene Ontology annotation, molecular function: odorant binding. The record is from RefSeq and is a predicted model, not a curated record. NCBI's taxonomy places the organism in Eukaryota, Metazoa, Arthropoda, Insecta, Diptera, Drosophilidae. Gene Ontology annotation, biological process: sensory perception of smell.
UUGACCAUUUAGUUUCAAUUUUCUACUGCGACUCGAAAGUAUUCAAGAUGUUCAAGUAUUUGAUCGUAUGCCUGGCGCUGUGCACAUUGGGUUAUGCUAAUGGAGAUUGGGUUCCCAAAACUGCAAAUGAGAUCAAGGAGAUACGCGGUGAAUGCCUUAAGGCGCAUCCCCUGUCCGUUGAGCAGAUCAACAAGCUGAAGCAAACUGAAUUCCCUGACGAGCCCGAGGUGCGCCAAUAUCUGCUAUGCACUGCCACCAAGCUGGAUAUCUUCUGUACACACGAAGGUUACCACGCGGAUCGACUGGCUAAGCAGUUUAAGAUGGACCUCACCGAGGAGGAGGCACUGCAAAUUGCCCAGGGCUGCAUCGACAGCAAUCCUGAGAAAAGCCCAGCAGACGUUUGGGCUUUCCGCGGUCACAAGUGCAUGAUGGCCAGCAAGAUCGGCGAGAGGGUCAGGGCCUACAUUAAGGCCAAGCAGGCUGAGGCAGCUGCAAAGGCUUAAGCUCAAUAAAUUGUCCGUUGUGCU